This is a messenger RNA of Protopterus annectens (West African lungfish), 2784 nucleotides long. RefSeq lists its product as uncharacterized. NCBI's taxonomy places the organism in Eukaryota, Metazoa, Chordata, Ceratodontiformes, Protopteridae. The coding region runs from base 543 to 2390 and encodes 615 amino acids. The record is from RefSeq and is a predicted model, not a curated record. The transcript is spliced from 5 exons.
UGCUUUCUGCCUAAUGUUCUCGGCUUUAGUGUACCUGCUCAUCCAUUUUAUUUUAAAAGUCGAUAAAAAAGUUUUUCGUUUAUUAUGCAGAGUGAUCUUCUGGAUAAUGACUUGGCAAGGGCAGUAAAUGGAGUAAUUAUAUCCGACAGCUUGCCUUUAAGAUCAAUGUGAAAUCUUACCCGGAAGUGAGGCGUCAUUCUAAUUACUAGCCAGACUUGUAUUUAUUUACCCUGUGUUAACGGGGUUAUAAGUUAGUCAGACUCGGCCAGUGGCUCUUUUCAGGUGGUUUCCAAGGUGGUAUGCAUACUGACUUUUCACUUCUACCCAAACCCAGUUAAUACGUACGAUAGCCGGCUCAUUGCACUUUGCAUUUUAACCACAUGAUGUGAUCGGUUUAACGAUCUCAGUCUCCUCGCCCUAGCAAACUGUAGUUAAACAUAAAUUGUACCUCUCAAAUGUUUCUGAUUUUGAUUCAGUUUAGCUCUGUCCCCAAUCCCGGCUAAAACCCGAGAUUUGGGAAUUAGUGGUGAGUUAAAAUCUUAAUGACAAGUUGUGGGAUAAUUUACUUGGCUACCUCCACUUACUGCCCAUGGAAGGUGCAGUGGUCUGCCUUGUCGACUCAAGAGUACUGGGGUGCCCUAUGUGCGGAGUCAGCAUGUCCUCAGUUUUUCUCCCUGGCCGCCGCUGAAAUUUGGCUUGUUCGAAGUCGGACUUUCCUGAUUACAAAGUUGACUAUUGCACUGAAGGCAGACAACGGAAAAUUCUGGACCGAAUGUUCAUGCGUUGACAGGCACUGCAUUGAAGCCACAAAAUCCAGACUUGACUCCACUUGCCAGUUUUUCAUAGUUCCAGCUUCAAGCGGAAAGGUUUAUAUCGAGAACUUUAGAAGGUUCUACCUUAGACGUGUGCACAGCUCUGGCAUUGAAUACAUAGUACCAGAUGGCCGUGUACCAGCCAUUGAUUGUGAGUUCCAAAUGCAUAACCAGGAUGGGAAAGUAUUUUUUAUGGCUGACAAUGGCAAAUAUUUAGGUCGCAUCCAUCGAUCUGGCAAAGACAACAUUGAAGCUUGCAAUGAACAAGUUGAUGUGACCUGCCUGUUUGAAAUGGAUGGAUAUCAGAUUACCAUGAUUACACAGGGAGUGUUUGCACUGAAGGCAGACAAUGGACAUUUCUGGAGUGUUGGUAAUUCCUCUGACAGAGACAUUAUUCAAGCAGCAAAACCCAGUCUUGACUCUACCUGCCGGUUUUUGAUGUUUCUAGCUUCAGAUAGAACGAUUUAUAUUAAGACUCCCCAGAACAAGUACCUUAGCCGUGUCCAGCGCUGUGGCAUUGACUACAUAGAACCAGCCAAAGACGAACCAGAUGUUUCCUGUGAAUUUCAACUGGAUAGCCAGGAUCACAAAGUGGUUUUUGUGGCUGACAAUGGGAAAUAUUUAAGUCGUGUCCACCGGUCUGGCGCUUACAACAUUGAAGCUUACAAAGAACAAAUUGACGAGGAUUGCCUUUUUGAACCGGUUGACUUUCAGAAGAACAUGAUUCCACAAGAUAUCAUUGCUUUCAAGGCAGACAAUGGGCAUUUCUGGAGUAUUGUUAAUAAUCGAGGUAGAAGCAUCAUUAAAGCAGCAAAAUCUAGCCUUGACAUGCUCUGCCAGUUUUGGGUGCUUCCAGCUUCAAAAGGAAAGAUUUAUAUCAUGACACCUCAGGGCAAGUACGUUAGCCAUGUCCACUACCGUGGUAGUGACUACAUAGAGCCAACCAAAGAGAUGCCAGAUGCUUUCUGUGAGUUCCAGCUGUUUAUCCAGGACGGCAAGAUCGUUCUCAAAGCUCAUAAUGGCAAAUAUGUAAGUCGCAUCCGCCGGGGUGGCAUAAACAACAUCGAAGCUGCAAAAGACCAAAUCGAUGAGUACUGCCUAUUUGAAGUCGUUGAAUUUAAGGUAGCUUCCUUUGGAAUACUGGAACUUUUCAUCAAUAAUGUCACUCCUGUAGCAGUCAGAACAACUUUGGGAUACUUCUGGAGAGUUGUUGAGUAUCAGCCAAUGUUUGUCUUUGACAAUGAGGUAACAAGAGUUGAAGUUUUGGAUUUAAAUAUGGUUCCUUCUGCCAAAUUCUUUAUUGAAAAGGGUCCAUCUGGAAUGAUUCUUUUCAGAACUCCACAGAACAAGUACCUGAGUCGUUCUCACCGUAGUGAUAAUGAAUAUAUAGAAGUUACUAAAGAUGUACCAGAUGUCUUCUGCCAGUUUUUGGUGAUUCAGUCCUGUAAGAUGGUUCUUCAGGCCGACAAUGGCAAAUAUCUGAGCCACAUCUGUCAUCCUCGUGGGGAUACUGUUCAAGCAGCCAAGCAAGAUAUUGAUGAGUUCUGCUACUUUGAUUUGGUUCCAUACAGCAGUUAAUCAUUCAGGAAGAUUUCAGUUUGUCUUCAUAGCUUCUGUCAUUGCAGAGGACUGUUUUGAUGUUUAACCUGAAGCCUCUUUUGUGUUGCAUAGUUCAAAGGUUAACAUGUAAAAUACUUGCAAUGUCAUUUCCUGCAUUUCAAUUUAGGACAGUUUUGUUAAAAAGCUAAUUAAUGCAGGAGGGCCUUUAAUUUUGUUUCUUGUUAAGGAAGCUUGUGCCAUUUUAUGGCACUUGGACUACUCCUGCACACUUCUGCAUUGCCAUUUAUUUUAAGAUGUUUUAACAUCUUGUGUUAAAUCUGUACUGCUGAAACAAAUUCAUGUGAAGUUGUUCAAUCUUGCUGUUCAUUCAUCACUGAUGUGUUCGGAGCCGAUCCUCAGCUCUGACACGGCC